Molecule: messenger RNA, 2576 nt
Organism: Prosopis cineraria
Lineage: Eukaryota; Viridiplantae; Streptophyta; Magnoliopsida; Fabales; Fabaceae
Exons: 10
Coding region: 583-2538 (651 amino acids)
Biological process (GO): transcription by RNA polymerase I
Cellular component (GO): RNA polymerase I transcription regulator complex
Source: RefSeq, a predicted model, not a curated record
GCAGUCCCUGCUUCUUCAGAUUUGAAAACUUGACUGGACCUCGCUUCGUUUCCUGACGCCUAUUCACGUUCUCGCUGCGCUCGCCAUCAACAUUCUCUGUGGUAGCCGCUUUUGUUCGCAUUCUCCGUGCUCGUCGUUCGUGUUCAAGCUUCUCACCUCUCCUUGCACGUAGCCUCUACUUCGUGUGCUUCUGGUCUUCCAUCGUUCUCAAGCUUCUCGUCUUCUAUUGUGCUCGAGCUUCUACACUCUAUUUUCUUCUCAUCGUCCGUCGCGUGCUUCACUUAUCUUUCGUUCGAGGACGAAAAGAGGAAGCUUGAAGAAGACUUUCCUCCGGCCACAAUCCCACAGAGCCUCCAACGCUUCAAGGACGUCCUUCCAAUCACUUUCCUCACCUCCCUCUGGCUGUGAGCGAAUUCAGCAGCUUCCUCCUUGAACGGGGGCGGAGCGUUUUGAGCUUUCGCCAUUCGUGCGAUAGAAAAAGGCAAUCGAAGCAUAUAUUGGCGGUGGAGCUGCUACUCUUCUCAGUUCUCCCGCCAAUUCCAUCAAACCAUCGGUUCUUUUUCCGUUCGUCCCAUUGCCACGAUGGCUUCUUCCGUCGAAGAGUUCGUGAACAGAGAUAUUCAUCUAGAGUCAGACGACCUCGCUGUCAUCCCCGUUGAUCUUACUCCAAGCCCUAAACGCCAUGAACAUGGGGAAGCUGAGGAACCAGGGAUUGGAGACAGUAUAAAAAUCCAUGGUCGGAAAAGGAAGUCCAAGGGGGUUGCUAACGAUGACCCUAUGGAUAAAGAAGAGAAGCUUGUCAAAAGAAUAAUCUUAUCAUUGACGAAGCCUUCUUAUGUUCUAGGACUGUGUCCUGACAAAUUGAGGACAGAGAAUCAGUGCAGAUUGCGCGCUAUAUUGCAGAGACUCAUCAAACAACAAAACUGGGUGGAAGCCAGUGGUGCCCUUAGUGUGUAUCUGCAGGCAACGGUUAAAGAAAAUUCACCCUUUGAGAAUCAAUUUAAGUUUGGGGUUUUACUAGAGUUUCUCAAACAUGCAGAAAACAAUCCUAUCAAUCCUACAAGAAUCAAGAACAUCUAUGAUGUUUGGAUGAGGAAGAAUGGGUCAAGGAAGGAUUGGCCAGUAGAGAACAGAUUUGCAGUUCAUUUGGAGUUCAUAUUUUUUUUAAUUAUGCAAGGCAACAUGGAGGAAGCAUACCAGGCUGUUCUGUGCCUCAAACAAGAAAAUGGGUCUGAUCAUGAUCCUAUGGCAAGUAUGAUCAUGGGUUUGGUAUUCUAUGAGUUGUGGUAUUCUGGUAUUCCGAAAGAGUACCAAUGGAGAGAUUUAGACCAGACUGACUCCCCACGGACCUCAUAUAUAGAGGGAGACAAAUUCAGCAAUCAACAUGGACAAUCAGAGUGGCAUAAUACAGUUGAAACACACAUAGGAGAGGCUUUUUACAAAUGCGACUCAAACUCAUCCGUCUUUAACAAUAAGAAAAUAUCUAUGGAUGCUGGCAUUGACCAAGACACGAGUGUUCCUAAGGUGAUCAAUGAUGACCCUCAAAAAGAAAAACCUCCUUCAAACUUCCAGCCUCAAGGUUUUUACAUGGAUUCUGAAGAAGAUGCAGAAAAUAGAGACUCUGGCUUAAAUAAUAGAUUUCAUAUGCAAGAUGCCUCUUCUUUAUAUGCUCUUGAGGGACUUGAUUCGGGGUUGUUACCCUUGCAUUUACCUGACCACAACAGUUUGGAGAAUUUCAUUUUCAUCCACAACAAACUGCUUAAUGACUAUUACAGAGAGGCAGUGAAGUAUUUACAAAUAGCUCUCGACUCAACUCCCACAGCACUAGCAGCAUUACUACCGUUGAUACAGCUUUUGCUGAUUGGAGGUCAAGUUGAUGAGGCACUAAAAAUACUUGAGAAGCAGUGCUGCACUUCUGCCUCUGCUCUUCCAUUUAGGUUGAAGGCUAUCCUCUUGGAGCGGUUGAAAUCAAACGAUUCUCUCUUACUUGGACGCUGUUUUGGUGAUGCAUUAAAGAAGGACCAAACAUGUUAUGAAUCAUUAGCAAAGCUUGUGAAGAUGCAUCUAAAUGGGAACUAUGACGUUGAAUCUCUAGUUGAGAUGAUUGCUCUACACUUGGAUGCUACAGAUUCUGAUCACAACACAUGGAAGGUGUUUGCUUCUUGUUUCUUUAUAUUAUUUAGCAAUGAAGAAGAUUGUAUGUCUUCAUGCUUAAAUGGUAGCAAAGAUGAGCGCAAAGAACACCUUGGAUCUCUCCCAAGCAGAACUCCAGCAAUAUUUACAACGAGGCCUUGGAGGGUCCGAUGUAGGUGGUGGAAAAGAAGGCAUUUUGGAUCAAAGAAUCUUGAAUCAGAAAUUCAAGCUGGUGAUUUGCAGUUACUCACGUACAAAGCUGCAUGUGCAUCGUAUAUAUAUGGUCGAGAGAUCCCUUAUGUUGUGAAGUCUUAUUCUCAUUUAGAAAAACAAGAUGAGAAGGAUUUGUUAGGCUUUUUGGAUAAUCAUAGUCACAACUCAUAUGGAUUUUAUAAAAAAUUUUGACAUAAAAGUGCAUAGCAACAUAUAUAUAUUUUUACAAA